Phaedon cochleariae (mustard beetle) is the source of this 2258-nucleotide messenger RNA. Lineage: Eukaryota; Metazoa; Arthropoda; Insecta; Coleoptera; Chrysomelidae. The record is from the annotation of a GenBank genome assembly.
AAUGGUUGCAACCUAUAAAAAGCUAGGAUUAACCUUGCUCCAUCUUAGUAGACCGCUUAUCAGUGCGUGUAUAUCAAUGCAAAAAUUAGUACAGAUUUGAUUUGAAUUUCCCACGUACCACUCAUUGUUUACUCAUAUGAUAAUGCAGAUGACUUUUAGUGUCAAGAAGUGCUUGGUGUUGUGUUCCGCUGUAGUAUUAUUUGCGGCAUGUGAAGAUAUACGUCAAAGUGAUGUUGCGUCAACUUCUUCGAUUAUGAAUAUACCUAGUUCAACACUAAGUUCCCAAGAAACGUCAAUACAAAAAAUAAAAGUGACUGAACCUGCUGAAACACAUAUAUCGACCCCUACGUCACUUCCCAUGACGAACCAAACCAUCGAUAUCACUGAAAAAACAAUAGCAACUACUAGCAUUUCUUCCACUACUACCGCCGCUACUACUUCUGCUAUUCCUUCUACUACGUCAACAACUUCGGAGCCUACUACGAUGUUGUCUACUUCCACUGUCACUGCGGACACACCGAAACCGUUCAUUGAUGAUGACAAAUGUCCUGAUAUGUCAUUGGACCCUGAUUUGGACAUUUUAACACAGGACGACUUUUCUUCGAAGUUGACAGAUAGUUGUAGGUAUGAUCGACUCACCAAACCACCAUCUUCUCUACCCCUAGAGGUGGUGUUCCAAUUUGACAUGACACAUAUCGAAUCUGCUGAUCACCUGCAAUUAAAGGCCCACAUCAUAGUGCAACUGUUCUACACAGACCGGAGGCUGAAUUACACGAAGUUAUCGCCCACCAGAAGCAACAUCGUUGGGGAAAUAACCCUGCGCGAAAAAAUCUGGGUUCCGCACCUGAUUAUCAUGAACGAGAGAGAGUCCGGUAUGAUGGGUCUGGACGGGAAAGAUGUUCUGGUCCAGAUAAGUCCCAACGGGAACGUCAUUUACUCCUACAGGAUGAGCACCAUGUUCUAUUGCUGGAUGAAUUUGCAGAAGUUCCCGUUCGAUCACCAGAUCUGUGAGAUCACGUGGGUCAGCUGGGCUUACAACGUUUCCAAUUUAGUACUGCAGUGGGAGAAAAACAAACCUUUUCAAGUUGCAACUAAUCUUCACUUAACAGAAUUUGUUCUCGAGGAAAAAUGGUGCGAAACAAGUGUCGUGCUUCCAUCUUUUGAGAGAGGGGGAUUGGCUGGAAAUUAUAGUGCGGUGGUUUUCAAAUUCAAACUUCGACGAGAGGUGGGAUACUACAUAAUGGAUUAUUUCCUGCCAUCCAUUCUGCUGGUUAUGACAUCUUGGGUGACCUUUUGGUUACAGGCAGACGCUGCAGCUCCGAGAGUGACCUUAGGUACUGCAACAAUGCUUUCAUUCAUUACGCUGAACGGAGGAUUAACGAAAAAUCUUCCCAAAGUGUCCUAUAUAAAAGCUAGCGAAAUUUGGUUCCUGACUUGCGCCAGCUUUAUAUUCUUCAGCUUAGCUGAGUUUGCUUUCGUGAAUGUCAUAUGGAGAAGAAGGAAAAAAGUUGAACUGAAGAAACAAAACAGUAAGCACAUUUUGAAGGGUGCACUGACUCCAAGUCUAGCCAGAAAGCAGCUUAGGAAGGCAGAAUCUAUGAACACCCUGUACAAAACUAGGUCUUGUUCUAGCCUCGACAAACACGUUGCUAAUAAUAUACAAUCCAACUAUUUGACAGUUCAUAGCUUCAGUACCCUCACUGUUCCAAAAAUAACGGCGCAGAGCCAGGACGAACUCAUCGAGAACGAUUUUGACAGUGUGACCACGAUACCCAUUCCUGACGGACGGCAUGAUAGUUCACCCCCUACCCCGACUUGGACCACGAUGACCCCUCAGGAGGUGGCAAUGUGGAUCGACAAGAAAUCCAGGGUGGUUUUUCCCGUAUCUUUCUUGGUUUUCAACUUGUUCUACUGGUCAUUCCUGUAUGCUAUCUGAGAUCCAGAUGCUGAGAUAACUAGUUACAAUUUUUCUAGAUGAUUCCUAUUUUUCCGACAGGAAGCAAACGCAUUGUGAUCUAGUACCUUCCUAUUUAUCAUUCAAUAUAUUUCUAUAAUACUAGGAGAGAAGUGAGUCUUCCAGUGAUUUCAUUUAUUUAUCAACCAAUGUAUUUUGUAGAACUAUUUGAGAUUAGUAUAAUUCUGUAGCUACUAAUAUUUUUAGAUACACGUGACUGAUAUUUUAUUACUUGUAUAUUUUUAUAAGCCUACAUUGUUGUUGUCCUAUACCUUUUUUUAUACAACAAUACCAGUUUCUAGUC